Molecule: messenger RNA, 3208 nt
Organism: Cylas formicarius (sweet potato weevil)
Lineage: Eukaryota; Metazoa; Arthropoda; Insecta; Coleoptera; Brentidae
Exons: 7
Coding region: 188-961 (257 amino acids)
Molecular function (GO): protein binding
Source: RefSeq, a predicted model, not a curated record
GUCCGCUCAUUGCGCCGGUGGCGCUCCGUGUCAAACAGGGCUCCCUAAAAGGCGUCGCGACGCAAAUAUCAAAUAGUACGAAACCUGUUGUCCGCGCGGUAACAAUAACAACCCGCAACAUAUGGCCUAAGUUCGUGUUUUGCUGACUUCACUUUGACGCCAACGUUCACCGGGCUCACGCCCAAACAUGACAACAGAAGAUAACGGCAAUAUUGGAGCAAUUCUGAAACCUACUUCCAGCAGCAAUGAGGACCUGAGUGAAUACACUGACGCCGACGAAAGUAUUUCCGCGCCGACCGAAUUUUUAGCUGAAUUUCUAUCGGCAGUUAUGUUAAAGGACUACGUGACAGCACUGAAGUAUUGCAAAUUAAUUUUGCAGUACGAGCCAAACAAUGCUACCGCCAAGGAAUUUUAUCCACUUAUUUUGGAGAAACUUAAACAUCAAAUAAAUUCGAAUACGGAGGAAGCGAGUAGCAACGAUAGCGAAGACGAGGAGAGUGAAGUAAAAUCCAGCGCGUCGUCCGCCUCGGAAAGCAGCGUCCAAGACGAAAGCAGCGAAGGUCAGGAGGCAACCGAAGAGGAAGAGGACGAGGAAGAAGUGGAACAGGGUAAACGAUCGAAGGGUUCUUCGGACGGCGACGCGACCACGGGAAGUUAUUCGAGUUUGGAAGACGACGAGGCCGAAACUAUCGAUCAAUUAGCCGCCCUGGCUGCGAAGUAUCAAAACGACAACAUCAAUCUAGGCAACGGCAACAAAAUUUACUCGACAAGCAACCUUCUAGUCCCGACGGUUGUGAACAAACAAAAAGUUGACAACCACCCCGUUUGUAAACAAAACGACAAUUUCCAAGCGAACAACAUACAGUUUGUGGCCAGCUCGGAUUCUGAAUCGCCCACCGAACCCAUAAGUCAACAAACCAUUGCCUUGCUCAGGGCUAAGGUCGUGCCAAACAAAAUCUAAUCUAAAUGUACGUCGAAUGCGUAAAAAUUCAUUUUUGAUAAAUGAAACGCUGCGGGUGAAAUGUGUACGCAGAAAGGCGUCAAAUUAAAAGACAAAUAAAGGCAAUUUAAUAUUUAAUUAAUGUUUUAUGAAAUGCAGCUUUGGUUUAUUUAAAAAACCGUGCGCUUUAAAAAUUUACUGAAAUAUAAGUGUCCUACUUUUUGUGUGAGGAAUUUCAAAGCUACAAUUUAAUUAAAAAGCUGCCGAAUGCAGAAGUUAACCAAAAACGAAGUAUUUGUCAUAUGGUAAAGAAUUUUUUCCUAAACGUGAAGGUGUUGUGUGUCAUUUUUUAUUCUACCAUUGCAACCUCGUAGCUGAUAUAUUUGGUAGCUGGAUUCGCCAAGACGCAAAUAAUCCUACCAUUUUCCUUAAUUCAAUCUCCAUUUUAUAGUUUAAAUUCCGUUCCAUAAAGGUUACAAUUGUGUUUGGCAGAAACGUUGGAAAGUUGUGCUUAAGGCUCACGUACAAGGAUUAAAACAUUAAUUAUUUAGAAAACGCCACUCAAGCAUUUUCAGGCAUAUUAGGUAAUACUUUCACCGCGAUUAUUAAACUUCAGUUCAAUAUCACUUAUAGGGAUUCCUGUCCUACAUGACGUUUAAGACUGCGUUGAUCAGAAAUCUAUAAAAAUAUAGAAUAGUGAAAAUGUUUUAGGAAAAUAUUAAACCUUUAUCAUGAAAAAUGUAUCGUUACCUAUUGUAUUUGAAGAACAAAUUUUUGUCUUCUCCCUUAUAAAUGCCUAAUUGUAUUACUACUUCUACUAAUGUAACUACUUAGUACGUGUUAGGCUCUAAUUCAAGAAAUUACAGAAUAUCUAAAAUGUUUCAAGUAUUGAAAGUGUCUUAGCGUUCAACAGAGAGAAAUAUUUUAUAUCCAUUACCGUUGUGCAAAAAGAAAACGUAUCUUUUGAUGGACGUGUCGGUGAAUAUAUUUUUGUAUUUUUUGUAAGUAGUUUAGAACAGCUUCUGGACGUAGAUGUCAUCGACCAAAAAGUAGCAGCUACCUACACUUUAUUGUAUUUAAUUUAAAGGUCCUACAGAAGUAGAAUCAAUUUUAAGUAUCUUUUUUGUGGUAUGAAGGGUGUGCACUUUUUAUUCCGGCAAAAAAUGCUGGACGACUGUAAUAUGGUUUUCUCUCCAAAACCUUCCAAUUUAGUGUUAAAAGACUGAAUGUUUUAUAGAACAGAUGAUUUUUUCCACCAACAUAUCUCGCGAGUCGUUGUCGAAUUUAAAUGUGUUUCCAAAUGGACUUUUAGAGACCACCAAUUAUUGUCGUAUAUUCCUUAUUCACGACCUUUUGACGAUUUCGGAGAGUAUCCAGGUGCUAACAGUAUAAAUCAUUGAAAACCCCUUUCCUUUUUAAGUUUAAAGUUUGUACUUUAGACAUGCCAAAUUCUUAUCUACUACUGCUACUACUACUACUGCUAUUGAUUGUUUACGAAGGUGCACAAAUGUAUUUGUCGCGUAUAAUAAUUACCUAUUAAACCCAAACAUUUGUUGUUAUGUAAAGCACCUGCCAAUAUGAUCCUACAUUUAAUAUUUUUGCCAAAGAACUUCAAUAAUGUAUACAAUUUUCAUAUAAUUGAAUUCACUAAAAAAAUUUUUGGGCAUAUUGUAAAAAACAAUACGCCCAAAAAUUUUAAUAUACCACAACGUCACUGGCAAACUGAAUUCUCUGCAUUGAAAUUUCGUCAAAAGUGAGCGAACAGUUUACCGCUAUGUCAACUUUAUCCUUAUGAUGUAUACUGUUAGUGUUGUAGAACAUGGUAUGUAAGUAAUUUGAGCGAGUGCAACAUUAUUAGUUCUACGGUGUAACUAGCUGUCUCAAUACUGGAUUUUACUAAACUUUUGCAUGUGUAGAUAAUGUAGUGUAAAAUAAAAUAAUCAAAAUAUUUAUUGAUAGAGGCCUUAAGACGUGGAUUAAGAAUGUAAAUCUGCGAUUUAUACAUUUUUAAAUGUCAUGCCAGUUUGAAAAUAAAAUAAAAUACUCACAAUAAUAGGAGGAUUGACUUCUCUUGUUGACAGCAAUUGAAAGGUUUUAUUUCAGAGCUCAAAGGUUGGUACUUAUUGCUUUAACCCACUAUAUUACACGCAAAUAAAUAAUGUAAAUACGAAAAGCAAAACGAAUGAAUAGAGAAACGCGGCCUUGAUCAUUGUAAAUAUUGACGAGAUUAUAACAAUAAAGCAUAUCAUUAAUAUCGCUGUAAUCAUU